ACAAAAACAAGUUCUCAUUCAUUUCAUAUACUUUUUCUUUCAUUCUUUAUCUCGUAUAUCUUAUCUACCAUAUCUAUUUAUCUAAUCUAUUUAUUUAUCUAUCUAUCUAGUUAUCCCUCUACCUAUCUAUUUAUCUAUUUAUUUAUCUAUCCACAUCUAUCUAUCUCUCUAUCUAUCCCUCUAUCCCUCUAUCCAUUUAUCUAUCUAUCUAUCUAUCUGUCCAUCUAUCUAUCUAUCUAUCCAUUUAUCUACACCUAUCUGUCUACCUCUCUGUCCAUCUGUCUCUAUCUAUCUAUCUAAUCUAUCUACAUCUAUCUAUCUAUCUAUCUAUCUAUCUGUCCCUCUAUCUAUCUAUCCAUAUUAUUGGCAUUAUUGAUGUCUUUGUCACAUUCAUCUCUGAGUUUACUU
Molecule: messenger RNA, 408 nt
Organism: Loa loa (African eye worm)
Lineage: Eukaryota; Metazoa; Nematoda; Chromadorea; Rhabditida; Onchocercidae
Exons: 1
Source: RefSeq, a predicted model, not a curated record